Messenger RNA from Cylas formicarius (sweet potato weevil), 9963 nucleotides. RefSeq names its product KICSTOR complex protein SZT2-like. The coding region runs from base 268 to 9762 and encodes 3164 amino acids. NCBI's taxonomy places the organism in Eukaryota, Metazoa, Arthropoda, Insecta, Coleoptera, Brentidae. The transcript is spliced from 33 exons. The record is from RefSeq and is a predicted model, not a curated record. Gene Ontology annotation, cellular component: peroxisome.
CUGACUUAGGUUAUGUUUUAUGAUGUAACUUGUUUUGCUAAUUUUACUAAUGGUUAUUUAUAUUUUUCCGAUAGGGAGUAGUUGUUUGUUGACUUUGUUGACUUAUCUCGGCAUAAAGACAACUUAAUUUAAAUGUAUGAACUAUAAAUUCUUUGUUGGACAGCAAAUUGAUACAGUGCUUUCAUAGCAGCCCCUAGCUAUAUAUCACCCAAUUUCUUUGCAGCAGAUCUCUAACACACCUAGAUAAUUUUUAGAAUAUGUAUUAUAAUGGAAUUUGACUCUCAAAGUCAGUGCUCAGAUGAAGGUGUUGAAUUAUCAGUUUCUGAGCAUGGGCGGUAUUGUCCAGAAGAUUUCCUUUUUAGUCAAGACAUUCAGCCCGAAUUUCUUGAAGCAAAGAUUAUUUAUUUGUUACUGCCAAAAAAUGUACCAGUUUCACGUGCUGCUAGGCUACAAUGGCUUUUGGAUCACUUAAACACCACCAUUAGUCUCCCAAAUCCCAAAUCAUAUGACAAUGCCCAACAUUUGGAAGUUAUCUCUGCAAUACCAAGGGAACAGAAUCCAAAUUUAAAAUGCAAUAGGUUUCUAGUUACAUACCGCACUGAGUUAAAAUUUGUAGCACAUAGUUACAGAUUUGUUUAUUGCUUAGAUAUGAGCCCCAGUCAUUCAAAUGUUGAUUUAUUUAAGGGACAAGUCCUCUUUGAUGAAAUUCUUCAAUGUUUUAAAAAUAGCAUACAUGGAUUAUCCAAACAGUUCACUGUACCAGGGAAUACAUUAGUUUUUCAGCCUUGCAUCUAUUUAACUAUUAUGGCCAAUACCCCAUUUUUUAUCACUCCUGCUCAGCAAGUCAUAUUGAAAGGAAUUCAAAUGACUCCAAAAAAUGUAACUGAGAUAAUUAAGUGUGUUGAAACACAUUUUCAUAUGCUGGAAGGGAAAAUUGCUGAUGUAUGUGCAACAGCAUUAGAUCAGAUUGAUUUUCAGAGAGCAUCUUAUGAGGGAAUUGUGGGUGAUUUGUUUGACAUUCCUGAAUCCAGGAAAAUGCCAAAAAUACCAAUGGUGACACCUGAUGCAAAUUUUGUUAAUAUGCUUAGGUACUCAAUGUUAGCCAUAUCUCUUUUACCAGAAACUACUUUAAGUCAUAUUCUAGUCAUUACAGAUGGGAUUGUUGCGAUGCCCGACUCUAAUGUAAUGGAAACAUUGCUAUUUCAAUUGCAUUAUGAUGCCAUAUCAGUUUCAUUUUUAAAAGUGGGAUCUAAUUUCCGCCCUAACUUUAGUGCUGGAUUUGUGUUUUAUACAGAUUUACUUUAUUUUUUUUCUCAGUGUACCCUGGGUACAUGUUUAGAGAUAUUUCCUGCCGUGACACAUGACACAUCUUUGUCCAUAAAUAUUUAUCAAGAAAUCUUUUUGCUAUGGUCCUUCCACAGUACUAAUAACCUUGCCUUCUUAAAGAACUGUGAUAGCUCAAUAAAUGAGUCAUUCUUCUAUCAGAAAUUGCCUACUUUAUUAUCGAAACGACAGACUGAAGAAAGUACAAAUGCUUCUAUUUUACUACUUUUAGCUAGAAGAAUGAGGGAAGGAUUUACUGUUGAUAAUAUAUUUUACAUGAACAACAAUUUGGAAAUUAAAUUAAUACUUCAGUGGAAAGCCUCCAUUUACAUUCACUACAAUUUAAGUUCCACCUGGCCUACCAACAAGAAUUCAACCCAUUUUGAGGUGCAUGUUUCAGCUCCUUACGAGUUUCUUCAUGAUAUGACUUGUCUUAUUAAAAAGGAGAUUAAAUCAGCCUAUAGGCAGGUGAUCACACAGAGGUUUUGGAGUAGAUUAAGUCAGCUUUCCUCUGGUGAUUUAAAUUUAGCUUGCCAGCUGAGUGGAUUUCAGCACAGUAAAGACUGGUAUACAUUACCUGAAAGUGUAAAGAACGGUAUUUCAGUGUUUACUACAAACAAUGCUAACUUUUCUGACUCAAUAAAGUUAAGCUUAAGUCCAAGGGAUACAUCUUACUUAAAAUUCGCAAAUGCAUGGCAAAACAUUUGUCAAAUGGAAACCAAUAAUUGGCGCAAGUGGUUUCAUGUACACAAGAUUUCUCUUAUUUUAAGGCACGAUACUCCUUUACCAAAACAUUUACAUGUAGCAAAUUCCUCCCAAAGAUAUCAGGUUGUGCAAUGCAGACAAGCAGUAACAGCCUUGUAUGAAAUGUUGAGGGAAUGGUCGUCAUUUGCCUUACUGGAUAACCACACAUAUGUUAGACUUUUAUUACGAGAUUAUGAUAAAUCACCUAUAGGAUUCUGCAUUAUUAGAGUUAGCUCAAAAUUUCCAUGUGCUGUACUUAAUUUAGCCUUUUCUACCAAUACAUCUGGAUUUAUCAGACACAGAGUCUGUGAAGAACUGAAAAUUGAACUUUCUUCAUUAUCUUACUUAGCUAAUACUCAUAAAAAUAAAGGUGCCCCUUGUUGCGUGUUGUUACAAAAGCCCCUGGAGAAAAUUCUAAUUAGAUAUGAACGGAUACCCAGCAAUUAUACCACAGUUAUAUUUCCGGAUGGCACGCAACCUCCUCAAAAUUCCAAUUGCUUCCUAUCUCCUGUUCAUGGGUCAUUAUUUACUACGUUGUCACGUUAUUUGUUUCACAAGAGAUGGAUAUGGAGUGCAACUUAUUAUCCCAAUAAUAGACUCUCGGAUGCGUCACUUUCACGGAUACUAAAUAUAUUGACCAGAAUCAGAUUGAAUGAAGGUUACAGUUUUGCUCAUUCAUCAUCUGGUAUAGUAACGAUGGUUUUGGAAGUGACGUUGGAACCACAAGCUAGCUGUAUUGUUCAAUAUGUUUUGUUUCCCCCACACUGUGCAUGGUGGGGGGAGGAUUAUUAUAGCACUUCAGAUGAUGAAAAUGAACAUAUUUCCGACGUCGAAGGGGAAAUGCAAAUGAUCACAGAAGUUUGGAUAGAGCCACACCAUGGAAAAGUGAUACCAACGAACUCCAGAAUAAAUUAUAUUGACCACAGGAAUUAUUAUCAAAUUGCGGAUGCGAUAAGUAGAGUGGAUUUUCGGUGCAUUAAUGUUUUGCUCACUAUGGAACAUAUGAGUCUCAUGUGUCAAGACAAGAGUCCAAGUGACGCGACUAUGAGUACUGCCGUUAAUAGUUCUGUGAAAAAAGAUUUCGCCCGUAGGAUUGAAAAAAUACGUUUUUUAGAAGGCCCAGAGGUACCUGAAAAUGGAUCGCCGUGGUAUCCGAUAGUUACACCACGUAUUGAACACAUUCCAUUUAAAUUCGACCCUGUUCGUAUUUUACCGAUGUGUCGGCAGACUGAAUUAUUAUUUUCCGUGUUAAAGGAAGAAAAACGUACAGCUAAGAACCGUAAUACGAAUAAUGCCAACAGCAUUUUGUUGGAUAGCAUAUUUCAAAUUUUUCGCUUAUUGCACAGUAAAGAAAUAGAGCUAGAUAAAGAAAAAUGUGAUAUGUUUACUCAAGAAGUUUUCACAAGGCACGUGGACAAAUCUCACCAUUCCUGCCCUCUUGCUGAAAAAACAAUCAAACCCGACCGGAGCGUAAUGUGGAAAUGUUUUUUGAGAGGAGUUUCUGUUACCCAUGUUAUACUAACUUUUCUUCCGGCUUCCGUAGAGGAUCUCGUUAAUCUCGUAGGCCAGCAAUCGCAUAACAUUCCAGUCCAUGAAAAUGUCGAAACCGUUGAAAGAACACCUUCAAGGAGCAGUAAUGUUAGCGAUGUACCCCUCAACACUCCCAAUUCUGCUUGUCUUCCAAUUUAUGUGUAUGAUUGUCCAUUGAAGCUACUUAUUAAUUCAUAUAUAGAUAGCGAUCAUCUAGCGAACCACCGUAAAGUGGACGAUUACUUUGAAGAUCAUCGGUUCAAAUUCUCAGAUUUUAUUCAAGAGGACUGCAUCAGGCUUAAUAGUGGGGAUGCUAACGAAAAUUCCGAAGAUACAGCAGACCCACCGGAUUUAAAAAACGUGAAGGAACAUUGCACUGCCCUAGUUUUAUCCCAUUUAAAAUGUUUCACACAGUCCCUGUUUAUGGCUUUGCAUAUGGACAUUUAUGUACAUAUUAGCGAUGUUCAGGCGGUGAUGGAUAUGUGUGAAGAUGAUGUUAUAGAAAUUGAUAUAACAGAAUAUAUUAGCCACGUAUGUGCCCACUUAAAGCAAAAUAAGGAGGAUAAAUUGUCGAUUAAGACUUUACAUCAAGCUCAUCCUUGCAGUGAAUUGAAGCCCCUUCACAUGCUUAUAAAAGAUAAGUUCUUUAAAAUGAUAGCCUCGUCCUUCAAUCGGAUUCCAACUCACUCAGAAUACUAUUACUACAAACAUAUUUCGGAUAUUCAGGCAAAGGGUGCUUUAAACGACAGCGAUGAUGAAAUAUCUGUGUCAGAUGUCGAAUUUAAGUCUGAAAAAGAUUUUAGCACUUGUUCGGAAGCUUUGACCGAGUUACCAAAGUUCAGCGAACUCAGCCCUUUGUUUUUGCAUUUGAUUUGUACAUUAAGAUACAAUGAUGGCGGCCAUGCAAAUACAUCCAUCAGAUUAUUGCCGACAUGUUUAGGAGAACUUAUUCAGAAUUUGGACUCAACUGUAGAGUAUCUGGAAUCAUGCAAGCUUCGUGUUACACUGGAUAUUCUUUGCCUUACUCUUCCCCCGGAUAUUCAGAAUAUUACUAUGGAAUAUUCGGCACAAGGUCUGCGAACGACGUCCUUCUGCUCAGAGGGUAUCCAGAGAAGCAUUAGUUCCAUAUCUGAUACCAGUUGCGCUUCAGAAUAUAUAGAACAAACGCGUCUAAGAAAUCUAUCAGAACCUCAGAAAAAGGCAGUAGUCAAUUUGUGUGAUGAAAUUAAAUGGAUUUUAACGGAUGAGAUAUGCGCGACCCUUUUAGAUUUGGACAGCGUUGAUAAUGAUACUUUUAAUUUUGUGACAAAACAUGUAUUGGAUGGAUACCCAAUGAGAAUAACUUGCCGGUUAGAUAAAAUUAAUUUAAAUUUUGUGUACACUACAAGUCAAAGCCGCGUCAAAUUUAUCGACGAAUUUAGUAAAAUGGCACUUCCAGAGGGGUAUAAGCUUUGCCAAAAAUACGGUUAUUAUUAUUUUUGCAAAAGUGACAAGAGCGAGGAAUUAAUACCGAUUCACGACUAUCAGGAUAUACGUGACGUAUUUCCUCUGGAUGUACACGAAUUAUUUAAAGCGGAUUCCCCAAUUUUAAAUGAUCUUUACGUGCAUAAAGAUGACACUAUAUCGCAGCAAAGUGAUAUUAGUACGCACGACAGUGAAAUGGGGACAGAUGGGGGAUAUGAUGAGGAUAUAAGCGAAGAUGAUGACAAUUUCGACUGGUUGAAUGCUUUAAGUAAUAAGCGACCACAUUUACCUAAUUUUUGGCUGAUAAUGAAAGUCGAACAAGAUAUGGUUACUGUAUAUUUUCACUGUAGAUUUUUGGAGUUGCCGACAACCAUAGUGGAUGCGUAUUUAGAAAUUGAGCAAACGCUUUGCGACUCUAUAAGAAGUCUGUGUAAAAAAGUCAAUCAAUUGUUGUUGCUACAGUCCUUGUACGAAACCAAGACAUGCGACCUUGUUUUAGAGCCCGAUGAUAGUCCACAAACUAAUCCCUCGAUAUCUAGAAAUCCAUCCUAUAAUAAGUUAAAACAUCCGGAUGAUUCUAGUGACGACUCUGAUUUGGCUGUAUGUUCGACUUCUAUGUCGGAAGCGUCUUUGAAUUUCAAGCCGGGGUACUUCAGUUGUCCGAUAGUUUGGGAAAAAUCCCUUAUCCUACAUCCACGGUUGAAAAGCGGUUCGGGUGGCAAAUCGAACGUUUCGAGAGGCAUUUUGGCUUUGAAAAAUUUUUUGGACAAGUUCUCCGUUUUGAAUAGGCACAAUAUGUUUGUUUACAGCGACAACGAAGGCAAUGUUUUUUACUUAAGGCUGUACGAAAGCGUCAAUGGUGCAGUGAUUAGCAAAAAUAUGACGCCGAGAACGAUAGAAAGUGAAAAUGAACUUGUAUCGAGAAGUCCAUCCAUUGUGUCUUUACCGUUAGGACAUAAACAUAGUUUAGCUCAAUCGGAUCAGAGCAUUUCGUCUAUAGUUCUUUCUGAUAUAAUUCGUCCUAGAGUGAGAUCUUUCGGAGAAAGAGAAAGUCGAACUUUUGCGGAAAAGGAAUAUAGAGUCAGCGAAGAUUUAUUGGUUUUAAGAGUGCAUGGGAUUACGACAGCUGGCAGCGACGUUCGAUAUGAUUUGGUUCAGGUUCUUCAGAAUAGGUUGGACGAUGCUGUUUUGGAUUUUUUGUCCGUUAUGCUAGCUAGAAAUGCCAUGUGUCCGCUCACACCUGAAGAUGUUCAUUUUAUACAGAAACCUUUCCAUAAGCCCGACCAAACGAUCCGGAUGUCCGUUCAGCAAUUUGCUUUGGAAUGGUUAGCGUCUAAUGCGUUUGCUCAUUACCUGAAGCAAAAUUUACUGCAGUUUUUGAAUGUUCCCAAGUACACUGAUGCAAGGCCGGAAUAUCAUUUUAAUGAUUAUACCGAAACUGAAGCCUGCAAAAAUAUCGAUAAUAUUUUUAUUUACAACCAAAGUCGUAGUCCAUCUUCCGGAAGUUGUGGCAUAGCUUGUAUCGCUUUGGCUAUUGUUUAUAAAUCCGAUGUCGAUGAGAUUAAUUCUCUUGAGAGUAAUAUUGCGAAAAUAUUUGAAACUGCUCAAUACGAAAGAAAUGUUAGUUCGAAAAUAUUGGAAUCUACGGAUACUUUGCCGAACUCUUAUCUGGAAUUUAGACUUUGGAAGCAAGGAAAAGUGAAUAUUGAGAAUUUAUCUAAAAAAUUAAAAGCUGCUGUUUGCCAAGCAACGUGGGACGUAGUGACGGAAUAUUAUUUGCUGCAAAAACCUUUGUGCGAGGAGAAGUUUAAACCUCAUUUACAUGCGAAACCGACAAGAGUUGCAGUUGAAUCGUUAGGUUUGGAUUUGCAAAAAGAAGUGGAAUUCAUUUGCGAGCUUAAUUUAAACGCAGAAAAGAAUAUUAAACCGGCUGCGGCAAACUGUAUAAGAAAAAAAGUUGAUACUCAUUUACAUUCUGGUAGAAAGUAUGGUAAAAGGAUUCAGCCAACUCCCAAAACUUCUAGAGCCAUAUCGUAUGAUAUUGAAACUGAUAAUUCGCUAGACGAUAUUGACAGUGGGGUUUUGUCCGUUGUUUAUUCAAAACACUUGCCUUCCUGGCUGGAGUUUGGUCACACCUUAAAUACCCCAUCAGUUAAGCAGCACAAAAUAAAUUUAGCCAAUCAUCAUCUUCCGUUGUUGAUCGUUAAAGAGCUUGUCUCUAUGUUGGAAGACCACCCCAAAGCUUUUCGAGCUACCGCCACCCACAGUUUGGAUUGUUUAAAUAAAGUAAUGUAUGUGCCAUUCGUUUCGUCAAAUUAUAUAAGGAAGUACGCAAUUGUGCCAAGAAAUUUUCACAAAACUGAGAUGUAUUUUGAUCACGAUGUACCAGAUAUACAGCGUACCCAAAAGUUUGCACCUGCUAGUGUUGGAAGUUUGAUCGUACCAAGAGACAAAUUUUUUUGGAUUUCCGUUGAGACUGAUAGCGUUGUAAUUUAUACUUACAACUGGGCUAAAGACAGCAUUGAAAAAUUAAUUAGUAACUGCCAUAGUUUAAGUCAGUGGCUAUGUGUUCGUUCUUGUUUUUUAAGUUCCGUGACUUCUCAAAAGUUAGGGUUGUUCCAUAAUCAGCCUCUAACCAGGAAAUGUUUUAUGCUGUCCUCAAAUAAUUACUUAAGUGCGAUAGGUAAUUUGGAUAUGAUGACCAAGUUUCCAAAGGACCAUUUGCAGAAAAAACCUCGGCAUCCCACAUUUAAUUUGCUUACAGUAUUGGAGGCUUUUCGGGACAGCUUUUGCACUACUAAAUAUACAUCCAACGAUAUUACUAUUAUUUUUACUAUAGAAAUGAGGGAAAUGAAAUCGCUAGAGAAGAAAACCAGAGACGAAAUGAAAAAAUUGCAUUCUAUGUAUCAAUCAAGAACAGGUACAACGUCGGUUUCCCAACUGAAUUUGCUAAUGCAAAACUCCAGAAUUUUACAUUAUUGCCAUACCCCGUUAUUGUUUUUGCCGAGAUGGCGAUUGAAGUGUGCUGCCACUAGAGACCACUCUUUAUAUCCAUCCCAGGCUUUGGAAAUGGCAGACAAAUUGGCAGACAAACAUCAGGAGCAUUGGCAUACUGAACUGUGUUACUCAUUUUUCUGCGAAUAUAGGAAUUAUUUACAUACCCUAAUGUUUACUCCCUUACAAAUAGAUUGCCCCCAAGGGCCGUUGGGUAUUUGGCUUAAAGACAAAUCGGCAUAUAAUUCGGUAUUUUAUGUCCAGAGGACGAUAAUCGGUGGAAUUUUGAUAUUUACUGCAUCUUUUAAUGAACCGUUUUUUGUCACCAAGUUACACGCGAUUGAAUGCAACCGGUUGCAAAAUAUCAGUUCCAGAGCUUCCGUAAAUGGGUUUACUCUAAGUUUCCUGGACGAGUGUGACAAAGUAAAAAUUUUCAUGCACUUGCAUUCGUUCGCCUACGACUAUCAUCUGCGUUCGAUGUAUAAUUAUUUGUCCGGACUUCCUGGAAAACUGUGCGAAAAAUAUAACGUUCGACAAUUUUUGGAUCACUUUCUUAAAUAUUACAAUAAGGCCCCCAAUUUUGCCAGGAACCUCGUCCAUACAGAUAUGCUGGUAAUAGAAGAUUUGGUUACAGAAGGCAAACAAUUGUUUGAUUAUUUAUUAAUAAAUGUGGGUCAUUACGGUUUUAAAGUUCUCGAAAUCGACGACUGUGAAGCUGAAUUUAUUUUAGUAAAAGUAUCCACUAAUCAUAAAAUUUCGUAUAAAGACUCACAAGAUCAGCAACAUACAGACGAUUUUGACGUCACCGUCGUGGUCUCCAAUGUCUGCGCGCCUUUUAAACCUACCGAUAAUGUGCUGCAUUUAAUAUACUAUUUAAUACUGACAUCCAAGCGAGAAACAUAUCCGACGUCCGAAAUAGAAAAGCAGUUAGGAAAAUUUCGCACCGUCUCCUCAACUUACACGUCGUAUGGUACCCUGGAGAGAACCAUAAGCGAUGCCGAAUCGAGCUUGACCAAGAUGGAAUCCAAUGAAGAGAGUGGGGAAACGACGUCCGACGAGAUGGAUAAGAAUUCGAGUAAAUUGGAUGACCAGUCUAGUGCCAAUAGUCUACCAUCUGUUGCAAUUUAUCAAGAAUCUGUCAAUUAUUUGGGUUAUUAUUCGUCCCAUGAGCAACUAAUGCAAAAAUUAAUAAUGGAAAAGGCGAAGCACACUCAAAAUGAGAUCAGAGAUAUGGUCGCUAAAGGCAUGAUUCACUGCAGAACAAAUUUACUUUGGAAUAGACUUAUAUCACCCCAAGAAACCAAUUUACUGACGUUUGAGGAGUUUAUUGAAUUAAAAAAUUUCGCGAAAUUGCGACAUCUGGGUCAUUUAUAUCCAAAUUUAGGACCGUUGCUCAACCAUCCGCUCGCGUGGUAUCAGGGCUUGGCUAAACUUUUGUUAGUUAAAUAUGCCGAUCAACACAGACAAUUUUCUUCAUCCGAUGGCAAUGUCGUUUAUUACGUAAUCCUCCAUCCUCGUUAUUUUGGAGCGUUCAUGCUUUUAUCUUUAGAUUUCCACACAUCUAGAGGGGAUUUGUAUGUAGUCUACAGAGAGCCUCAUAAGCAGGAGGAUGCCGAUCCGUUAGGGAUGGGAUACCAAAAGUCACUUUGUGACGGAUUCGUUAAUUGCAUUUGUUUUUAUUUGUGGUCUGGAAUGAUUUCCAACUAGUUAAGGGGGUGUAGGUUUAAUAUGUGGAACCGUCUUUGAUUUGUUAAAAUAAUAUUUUAUUUUUGGAGCGAUUAUAUGUCAUUUUAUUUUAUAAUUAAUGUCCUAAGCUCAGUAUACUGUGAUACAUUACGCAUUGUGCCUGAUAUUUUUUGACGUGUAGUAUACUGUAAUAAAUAUUUUUUUUAUUGUGCCAUAUAAUAA